Molecule: messenger RNA, 1223 nt
Organism: Sciurus carolinensis (gray squirrel)
Lineage: Eukaryota; Metazoa; Chordata; Mammalia; Rodentia; Sciuridae
Gene: Fam241b
Product: family with sequence similarity 241 member B
Exons: 3
Coding region: 315-677 (120 amino acids)
Cellular component (GO): intracellular membrane-bounded organelle
Source: RefSeq, a predicted model, not a curated record
CCGGCCCCGCGGGCCUGGCCUCCCGCCAGUGUCAGGCCCGGAGGCCGCGCUCGGCGCCCGGGCAGCGCCCCUCCGCAGCCCCCACCCGUCGCGUCGUGCACCGAGGGCCGGCGCGCCUCGGGCCCACCCAGCGGGGGCGGGAUGACAAAGCACAAAGAGACUGCGGAGGACCACGACCCGCUUGGCCUGCACCCGGGCCAGCAGGCUUCAAGAAGGGGACCCGCCUGUGCCAGCCUCCGAGCCAUGGGCGAGAGGACAGGGGCGCUCAUCGCCUUUGGGAGUGCAGCCCAGGAGGGACCCACAGCUCCUGGAGGAUGGUGCGGAUCUUAGCCAAUGGGGAAAUCGUUCAGGAUGAUGACCCCAGAGUGAGGACCACUACUCCACAGAGAGGGAGCUCUCCUCGGCAGGGCUUUCUCAACAGGGGCCAGGGUGUCCCCCCAGGGGGGACUGGCCCUCGCCCACAGCAGGCGGGUGCCAGGCUGGGGGCUGCUCAGUCUCCCUUCAAUGACCUCAACCGGCAGCUGGUAAACAUGGGCUUCCCCCAGUGGCACCUGGGCAACCAUGCGGUGGAGCCGGUGACCUCCAUCUUGCUGCUUUUCCUGCUCAUGAUGCUUGGUGUUCGUGGCCUCUUGCUGGUGGGCCUCGUGUACCUGGUGUCCCACCUGAGCCAGCGGUGACCUCAAGGGCUGAUGGGGGUUGGUGUGUUGAGAGGGACUUGCUGGGCCUUGGUGUUAGAGCAGGCACCUGGGGAGGGGAUCUAGUGGGCUUCGGAGAUAUGGUGAGAGGACCAUGGUGUGGUUUCCCCCUUGUGUUAAGCAGGAGGCAGAGGGAGGCUGUAGGCUAGCACCCCCAAGUAUAGGGUGGGGACCCUGGUUGUCCUGAGACGUUUUCAGGUGGUAUAGGGCCUCCCUAAAGUGGCACAAAACCAGAGCAAGGUGUUCUCUUUCCAGUUCUCUUUAAUCCUUUUAUGCCAAGAAGGAAGUCUCAACUUGGUGCCAAUGUGUUGCGAUGCCUCCAGAACACGAACUGACUUCCCCAUUACCAGGGAGCAGUUCUGGGGUUAAGGGCAGGUGGGAGAAGUUUCCAGACUUUUAUAACACUGUUUUGUUUUAAUGGUGUAUUUUUAUUGGCUACCUUUUAUUUAUGAUGAGGGGUACUGGCAUUCUAUUUAUUGUGACGUUUUCAAUAAAUAGAUUUAAGUAAAAAUGAGUCCAUGUAAAGAA